GAAAGUCCAGAGAGGAGCCGGGCAUGUUCCAACAUAUCCAGACUAGCUGGACUCUAUAAAGGAGGGCAGAGAGACGCGGACCCCAGACAGACGAGGACCCCAGACAGACGGACGGACCCCGCCCGCCUCGCGGCCACGCGGCAGCCUUCUUGCUGUCACCUCGUGUCCUCCGUCAGCUCGGGCGGAUGUAGUUUUACGGACGCUGUGGGGGUUUUCGCUCGUGCGUUCCGCGGAGGGAGCAGCGCUCGGCGCGUACGGGGUGCGUGCGGAGCGCCGACCGGAUGGACUACACCGCAGAGGGGGUCUGAACGGAUCCGAGAGGUUUUCAACCCGCAUCAUUCCAGCCCGGUCUCUCAAACGGCAUGUCUCUCCCGGUGAAGGUGAUGAGGGACGGGCUGCUGGAGAAGCGGAGCAGCGGUCUCCUCCAGCUGUGGAAGAAGAAGCGCUGCGUGCUGACGGAGGACGGGCUGCGGCUGCACCAACACAAGCCCGGCGCCGCCGCCGCCGCCUCCGCCUUCGGCUCCAAAGCCAAAGAGCUGCGCUUCGACCGCAUGGCCACGGUGGACUGCGUGGAGUACAAGCGGGGCCUGGUGUACUUCACCGUGGUCAUGGUCACCGGCAAGGAGAUCGACUUCCGGUGCGCGCAGGAUGGCACGGCGUGGAACGCCGAGAUCGCCCUGGCGCUGGUGCGCUACAAGAACCUGCAGGCGGUGCAGACCGGCCGCAACCGACAGCUGUCCUCGUCCAGCCUGUCCUCGUCCAACCUGCCGUCGUCCAACCUGCACGGAAGCAGCUCUGAUUACCUAUAGUCAGUGCGGACCCGCAGGUCCUCCCGGAGAGCGGAAGGGCGCGGGUGGAGAGUGGGAGAGGUCAUCAGAGCCGCGCAUCACGCCAGGUGGUGCCAAACGCCGCACGAUAUAAAUACCGCCGCCCCUGCAGAUGGAGGAGAAGCGACGGCGCCGCGCGCUCCUCCCAGCCCUCCUCGGUUUCCGUCCAGAUUUAGGAACGCUCGUGCCACGGGCCUGGAAGCCGUAUCUCCGCCCUGCGCGUCCAUGUCGGAGCAGGGGGGCGGGGGGCGGAGGGAGCACGGACUCCUUGUGAAAGAAUUCAGAACUGUGUUGUUUGGACGGAGGCGGCGCGACCACAUCCAGGUUUCUGCCUUAUCUUGGACCUCCACCAGACAUGCCCCCCCCCCCGAGACAGGGCGCGCGCUCUGCUCCUCCUCGGCGACGGCUAUUGGACGCGGGUCCGCUUUGCCACGUGACUCGCCUGCUUCGACUUUUGUACAGACUCGGAGCCUCUGCGCGUCUUUUCUAAUGUUUUGCACACGAAAGAAACCGUUUUUGUUCGUGUUCGGCGUGUUGCCGCACAUGUGUUCCGAUGCAAACCGUGCCCAGUGUUACUACCCAAUAAAACAAGCAGCUUGCAC
Molecule: messenger RNA, 1429 nt
Organism: Lampris incognitus (smalleye Pacific opah)
Lineage: Eukaryota; Metazoa; Chordata; Actinopteri; Lampriformes; Lampridae
Gene: phlda3
Product: pleckstrin homology-like domain, family A, member 3
Exons: 2
Coding region: 363-809 (148 amino acids)
Biological process (GO): positive regulation of apoptotic process
Molecular function (GO): phosphatidylinositol phosphate binding
Source: RefSeq, a predicted model, not a curated record